Molecule: messenger RNA, 3296 nt
Organism: Periophthalmus magnuspinnatus
Lineage: Eukaryota; Metazoa; Chordata; Actinopteri; Gobiiformes; Gobiidae
Product: vascular endothelial zinc finger 1-like
Exons: 5
Coding region: 65-1444 (459 amino acids)
Cellular component (GO): nucleus
Source: RefSeq, a predicted model, not a curated record
CCAUGUUUGGUUGCUUUGUUGUAGGCUUCUACUAGGCUUCCCUACAGAAUUAGUAAGUGUGGAAAUGGAGCCGAGCUGGAGUACGUUUCUUUUCCAACAGGCCAAUGACGCCCUCCACCAUCAGCAUCAGGUGGCCCAGAACAGCCUGCUACCACUUCUCAAUGCAGGAGCUGAACCAGUUGACCAGAAGCCUGUGCUUCCCAUCCAAAUGGAACAGAAGCCUCCGUCCAGUGCAGCCGACAGUGUGGCUGGUGGCGGAGGAGUGCGCCCCCCAGUGCCCAUCAUAAAAAAGGAGCACAAAGGAAAGACACCAUUUGUGUGCAGCUUCUGCCACAAGGCCUUUCGAGACAGCUACCACCUGCGGCGCCAUGAGUCCAGCCACACAGGCAUCAAGAUGGUGUCACGGCCAAAGAAAGUACUGCAGACAGCCCCCACAAUGGUACCCAUGAUCUCCAGCAUGCCCCGAGAGAACAACGGUAACCCCUCGUACAUCUCCACUGCAGCAGGCAUCCUGUCCACUGCAACCACUUCAGUGUCCUCAGGUACUAGCAUCAUGACACCUUCUUCCAUGGCCAAUAUGCAGCAGCAACAAAAUGUGGUGAAGAAACCGGCCAAGCCUGUGAAGAAGAACCAUGGCUGUGAGAUGUGCGGAAAGGCUUUCCGUGAUGUCUAUCACCUAAAUCGCCAUAAGUUGUCCCAUUCAGACGAGAAGCCGUUUGAGUGCCCCAUCUGCCAGCAGCGCUUCAAGAGAAAAGACCGCAUGACCUACCACGUGCGCUCUCAUGAUGGGGGUGUACACAAGCCCUAUGUGUGCUCAGUGUGUGGGAAGGGCUUCUCCAGACCAGAUCACUUGAGCUGCCAUGUGAAGCAUGUGCAUUCCUCAGAAAGGCCAUUCAAAUGUCAAGUAACUGCCUGUACCUCUGCUUUUGCCACCAAAGACCGACUCCGCUCCCACAUGAUCAGACAUGAGGGAAAAGUCACCUGCAGCAUCUGUGGAAAGAUGCUGAGUGCUGCCUACAUCACCAGCCAUUUGAAGACCCACGGGCAGGCCAACUUUAACUCCUGUAAUAAAGAGGGUAAUGAAGUCUGUAACUCUGCCUCAGCCACUCCAGUGACCAUAUCUGCUCCCAUCACCACAGCAAUGAACAGGGUCAACUCCAACAACAACAAUCCUGUCACCAUUGCGGCCCAAAUGAACAUUAGCACCAAUACGGUCAAUAUCACCUCUCCAAUGAGCCUCCAGCACCCAGUCACCAUCACCGGGCCAGUCAACAUUGCCUCCGUCAACAUCCCCGCCACCGCCCCCAUGAACAUUGCACACCCUGUCGCCAUAACCACCCACACGAUGCCAAUGAAUAUCACCGGCCCACUUAACAUCGCCAUGAGGCCAGUGGAGAGCAUGUCUUUUCUGUCCCAAGUUUUGCCCUCCUCACCGCCCUGGUAAAGAGUAGUGGACUGGACUGAUCAUAAGGAAAGGGAAAAUGAAGUGAAACAACAGACUCCAUUAUUUGCACCUCGAAGAACAUUUUUACUUCUUCAAAUCCUGGAGUCAGUUACCCACAACUGUGCUGCCAGUCUGUGCGUUAGGUAGUGCAGAUGACUGGUAGAGAUGCAGAACACUUGAGUAGAGAUCGAACAGGAUCCAUCAGGAGCAGGAACUUUAUAGUAGCAAAGUAGAGAAAAGUUACUGUGAUCUGCUUCAUAACAAAAGCAUCGACAUAUGCAUGCUUUUGUACAUGAAGUCAGAAAAGGACUCUAGCAAUAACAGAGGAUGCUCUUUCUAAUGUUUUACAUAUUACCUGUCUCACUGUCAACUCAUUUGGUGGACAUUUUUUCUACGUUUUUUUUUUUUUUUUUUUGAGUAUAGACUGCUAAUUGCUAUUUAAUGUAGAGAAGAAGAGUCUAGGAAAAGGGAGCAUCUUCCACUUGGAUGGAAGAAUAUUUUUGUUACAGUGCUAUAGAGUUCUUUCUCAGAAGGUAGGUGUGCUCUCAAGGUACAGUAACUUAACUUGUACAGUGAACAUAUUAAUGUAUUUUAAGUUGUUUUAGUCUUUUAAGCGGACAUCAUCAUUGUCCUGCAUUAUUAUGUUCUGCAGACUCUUGCGGUUUUAACUCAUAGUGCUGAUUAUGAAGUCACGAUGGAGUCUUGCACUGAAAACAUAUCAAAGGAACAAAAACAGCAGUAUUAUACAGAUCAAUUCAGAGUCCUUCAGUGUUCUGGUGAAACAACCAGCACUUAGGGCCCUCUUGUGGCUGGAUUGUAAAAGAUCAAGUCAGGUAGUGAAGCUUUUCCAGUCUGUUACUGUUGGAACAGUCAAUUAACUUUAGUUUUUCUGCACGCUGUUGUUUUAAAAUGACGAAUAUGUUAAAUGCCCAGGCCAAGUCCAAGAACCUUUCACUUUGGAGAUUCUUGGAGAACCCUAUAAUUAUGAACUUGACAAACUUAUGAAACAAUAUGCCUAUACAUUGUACUUAAAUUUAGUUUGUAUUAAGCCUUGAGGCUUUGGUAUUCUAAUAUUUACCAAAUUUGCCACUUUGAGCUUAAGAAGUUAAAGAGUACAAGGACAGCCGUCCAAAUGUAUCAUGAUCUACUGUGAUAUGGCAAACCUGCUGUACAUUCUACAUGUUUCUCUCUGAUGAUAUAGUUUAGGAUUGCGGUCUGAAGGAAUUGUGGCCAAAAUGCUAGUUUGUAUCCAUUAAAGUAAUGGAAUGAGAUUGAGGUUGCAUGACCCCAAACAUUGUAGCUGUUGAACCAACAUGUUUUUUUUAAUCCCAUGUUAAUUUGACAGUGUUGUAGCUCUCGAGUUGAGAUUUUAUAUUGAAAAAUGCAAUGUGCAUGUGUGUCUUUUUUUUCUCAAUUUUUUUUAAAACAAAAAAAUGUUAGCAUAGCUUAUGUUCUUAUGCAUUUAGAUAGACACUAUUAUGUCAUGUUUGCCAAAUUUAUACAAAAAAAAAACUCUUGCUAAGGACUCUCAAAAACUCUUAAUUUUUAAGAAAAAAAGAAAAAAAAUCAGGACCCUUGUGAAAGCAGUUGAAUGUAUAUCUUUGUAAAAAAAUAUUUUAGUUCUAAGGAUAUCAUAGUUACAAUAGAAAUGACCUCCUUUUUUAUAAAUCUUUUGUAUUAGAACAUUAACAACAGUAAUUUUGUAUAUACAAGAGGCUAGACUUUCUGAAUAGCAGAAAGAUUGAACAUUCCUACAUUUAAAAAAAUGUAUGUCUGAAAAAUUAUUCAACUUGCGCAAUGGUAUGUGCCUUUUAUUUGGAUUGUCUAAAUAAAUGAAACCUUAUCAAACAUG